CUUUCUCUUCCCACCACGUACGGGCGGCGCGUGCUUGUUUGGUGACCCGCGUGGUGUGGGUUUGCAGCGGCCAGCGACCCACCGCCGGCCGAACGGGCCAUAAAUGGCCGACGGAUAGCCGCUACAUUUGGCAGGAGGCGCACGACACGGGUCACACGACCGCGGACGAGGUAGAGUUCUGGGUGCCAUGGAUUCAGUGGGAGUGGGAGCGGCCGCCGACAGCGCAACGCCUCUGCUCCUCGCCGCCGCCGUCGCCGUCGCCCUCCUCCUCGUCGGCACGCUGGUCAGGAGGCAUGGAGGGAAUGCCAAGAACGGCCGCCUUCCGCCGAGCCCCGUGGCGCUGCCGCUCAUCGGCCACCUCCACCUCAUCCGCGAGCCCCCGCACCGCGCCUUCCACCGCAUCCUCGCCCGCCACGGCCCGCUCGUCUACCUCCGCCUCGGCCCCUCCACGCACUGCGUCGUCGUCGGCUCCGCCGGCGCCGCCCGCGACGUGCUCAAGUUCGAGGGCAGCAUCCCGGAGCGGCCGCAGACGGCCGUCACGCGCCAGCUCGCCUACGGCUCCUCCGGCUUCGCCUUCGCGCCCUACGGCCCGCACUGGCGCUUCAUGAAGCGCCUCUGCAUGUCGGAGCUGCUCGGCCCGCGCACCAUCGACCUGCUCCGCCCCGUCCGCGCCGCAGAGCUCGCCGGCGUCAUGGGCGCGGCCGCCGCGGCGGCCGCGAACGGCGAGGCGCUGGACGUGAGCAGGCAGCUCAUCCGGCUGUCCAACAACGCCAUGAUGCGGAUGGUCGCCAGCGCGCUGCCCGGCGACAUGGCGGACCUGGCCCGCGACUGCGCCAAGCAGGUGGCGGAGCUGGUCGGCGCCUUCAACCUCGAGGACUACGUGGCGCUGUUCCGCGGCUGGGACCUGCAGGGGCUGUCCCGGCGGACGCGCGGCGUGCACGCCCGGUUCGACGCGCUGCUCGAGUCCAUCAUCCGGGCCAAGGAGAAGGAGCGGCGCGACGGAGCCGACGGGGGCAAGACCAAGGACCUGCUCGACAUCCUCAUGGACGCCGCGGCGGACCCGGCCGCCGAGGUCAAGCUCACCCGGGACAACAUCAAGGCCUUCGUCCUCCAGAUUAGCAGCAAAAUCCAGAUGUUAGGGGGGGCCAGGGCCCCUGCUGGUCCCCCCCUGUCUCCGCCACUGCUUGUGCAUCGAGAUCGAAGUGAGCUGAGCCUGAGUUCAUCGUCCAAUGUCGAACGAAACGAGCAGGAUAUCUUCACGGCCGGGUCGGACACGACGGCGACCAGCGUGGAGUGGAUGCUGGCGGAGCUGCUGGCCCACCCGGACUGCAUGCGGAAGCUGCGGGCGGAGCUGGACGCCGUGGUGGGGAGCUCCCGGGUGGUGGGCGAGCCGGACGUGGCGCAGAUGCCGUACCUGCAGGCGGUGCUCAAGGAGACGCUGCGGCUGCGCCCGCCGGCGGUGAUCGCGCACCGGGAGGCGGUGGAGCCGAUCCGCGUGCGCGGGUACACCAUCCCGGCCGGGACGUCCGUCUUCUUCAACAUCUACUCCAUCGGGCGCGACGCGGCGUGGUGGGAGGACCCGCUGGAGUUCCGGCCGGAGCGGUUCAUGCCGGGCGGCGCCCGCGAGGGCGUGGACCCCAAGGGGCAGCACCCGCAGCUGAUGCCGUUCGGGAGCGGGCGGCGCGCGUGCCCCGGCAUGGGCAUGGCCCUGCUGGCCGUGCCGGCGUUCCUGGCGGCCCUGGUGCAGUGCUUCGACUGGGAGGUGCCCGCCCCGCCGCUGGACAUGGAGGAGGGGGAGGGGCUCGUCAUCCCGAGGAAGCAGCCGCUCCUGCUCCGCCCCACGCUGCGCCUCGGCCAUCUGCCCCUGCCCUAGAUGCCUCCAUUGAUGCAUCAUGCAUGCAUCCACCCAGCUCCUAGGGCUAGGAUCAGAUCAACUCGUGUCGAGCAUUUCAUCUCGUGAUCCAGUGUGUGCACGCUGUGCUCGCCAUGGUAGGAAAACAGCUGAGUUUUCUGUGCGUACUGUUUUGUGUUGUACCCUGACUCCCUGAGUUAUGUGUUCUACUUGUUUCUGUUGUGCAUGCAAUAUGCUAGACUUUCAAA
Triticum aestivum (bread wheat) is the source of this 2100-nucleotide messenger RNA. RefSeq names its product cytochrome P450 93G2-like. NCBI's taxonomy places the organism in Eukaryota, Viridiplantae, Streptophyta, Magnoliopsida, Poales, Poaceae. Gene Ontology annotation, molecular function: monooxygenase activity; iron ion binding; heme binding. The transcript has 2 exons. The record is from RefSeq and is a predicted model, not a curated record. The coding region runs from base 188 to 1873 and encodes 561 amino acids.